UGUAAGGGCUCGUCUUUUUUCUCCACCUUCGACAUUAUAUGUAUAGCCUGUACACCAGGGGUGUCAAACCUGUCGGUCGAUCUCGGCAUGUUUUCGGGUCAAGUGUAGGAGAAAUUACCUCCAAAUCUCACACCUGUCACCAACCUAGAUACUACGGAAGUCGCAUUGGAAGAAUUAAGUGUGAGCGGACGCAAUGUGGCUUCUCGAAAAAAUUCGAGAGGGCAUGGAGAGCCUUCCCUUCUGGUUCACCGAAUCCCUAGAGGUACGUGAAAGAAUCUCGGCACAGAGCAACCUCUCGAGGAAGCUGCCCAGCAAUGUUCUGACACCAGACAAAAUCCCAGACUUCUUCAUCCCACCCAGGCUGUCCAGGAGGCUGGCCAACAAUGCAGGGUGCAACCUGACUAAGCACAAACCUCAGUCCCUUGAGCGUGGGCUCCAGGUCAGGAACUUGAGACAUGUGCAAGCAGAGAGCUACCGACUUCGGGAUGGUGCUGUCACACCCCAACCUAAUCAGCAUAACAUAGAGGUGGAGUCAGCAUGUCAUGGAGACAUAGCAACCAAAGGCCAAACAGCUGGCAAACCUUUGGAUGGUAGAAUGUUCCUGAAACAGCCGCUCCAUUCCAGGGAGUACUAUGGUCUGUCCGGCCUGUACGAAAGCCCCAACACACGCCGCAAAGAGUCCCUGUUCCACUCUCAGCUGCCUAGCUACUCCCUGGGUCUAUAUCAGUCCCCGUCCAGGUUGCAGCUAAUCUCCAACUGCAAGGUGCUCCCAGAGCAGGGUAGCAUGGAGACUGACACGCCCUCCUCCAACGACUCCUCCCCCCAUGACUCCCCAGUGCUACCACGCUCGCUAUCUGGAUCCGUGCUCUUUAAGUUGCUGGGACAAGAUAGUCCCCUCGGCCUGUCACCACUCUCCACCUCCGAGCAGAACCUCAGAGCAGAUGAAGCUCUACCCGCUCUCCCUGCCUUGAGUCCCGGAGAGACACCUGGGUGCCCCUCCCACCUCGGUAUCUACUCCUGUCCUCCUGUGCUGUACCCGCUGGACAUGCUGCACUGCCAGGAGCGUCUGCAAAGGGAGCACGUGCUGCCACUGUUAGGCCGUGGCCGUGUUCGUCUGUCUGCGGAGCGCAGUUCCCCCGGAGCCACGCUGCGUGUUCGCGUGGUGUCCGUGGAGGAUCUGCACGACGACACUCACGACGGCCGGCUGGUCCACUGCUACGUCAGCCUGUGUCUGACCCCGGGCAAGCACCAGCGUCAGAAUAGCGCCACCAUCAGGAACUGCAGGAAUCCCAUUUUUAACGAGGACUUCUUCUUCACUGAGCUCACAGACGACUGCUUCUGCAGUCUGUACCUCCGGCUGAAGGUUCUGGACAAGGCUUCCAGCCUCAAACGGGACACCGUCCUGGGAGUGCUCUCCAAACCACUCUCACAAUUACUGCCUUUGUAA
Molecule: messenger RNA, 1447 nt
Organism: Brienomyrus brachyistius
Lineage: Eukaryota; Metazoa; Chordata; Actinopteri; Osteoglossiformes; Mormyridae
Product: C2 calcium-dependent domain-containing protein 4C
Exons: 3
Coding region: 194-1447 (417 amino acids)
Source: RefSeq, a predicted model, not a curated record